Messenger RNA from Nelumbo nucifera (sacred lotus), 1238 nucleotides. NCBI's taxonomy places the organism in Eukaryota, Viridiplantae, Streptophyta, Magnoliopsida, Proteales, Nelumbonaceae. The record is from RefSeq and is a predicted model, not a curated record.
UAAGCUUUGAAAUGUGGUUUGGUCCCUACUAUGGAUUAGUAACACCAAGACGCGACCACAGUUGAGCUUUGAAAUGUGGUUUGGUCCUAGAGUGGAUCAGUAACACCAAUUUCUCAUCACGUUAGUGAAUGAACACCCGCUUAAUGAAACUUGUUUGAGAGAGUGAAGGAUCGGAGAGGACGAUGGCCACAGUGAAGCUGUUCUCCAUCUCGCUUCAAUGGAUUCUGGCUUUGUUUGGAACCCUGGCUGUCAUUCAGGUUCAUAUAUGGUGAUAGCAACAAGGUUGUCAGCAAUCUGUGGCCAUCCAGUAAACAAUAUACACACAUCUCCAAGGUGCUUGAGAUCAAGAUUUCUUGUUGUUGCUUGCCUUCACAAGAGUGCAUUUACUUCAACUUGAAGAUUCUAUACCCAGCUUUGUUUCUUUAUUUAGCCACACCUUCAGUGAACAGUUCCAGCUGAGAUGGUCACUCAGUGUCCCUCUGAAUAUGGAGGCAUGGGAUCAAACCCACAUAAGUGCAGGCUCUCCAUGGUAAGAUUGUUCUUCCUCUUAAAAUAAGGGAAAGAAUCAGUGAAGCUCAUCUUGACCCCAGCAGCAGSAGAGAGAUAUGCAACAGCGAAAAUCCACGUUGGGACGGCCAUCAGGCACUGAUGGCUCAGACUUCUCCUACCGCAUGGUGGUUGAUCCUAGGUAUAAAAAGGUUGCUGAGGGGAAGUCUCGACUAUAUACAUUUAUUGUUAUUCAGGCCGCCAUUCAGGUUAUAGGGUUGCUCUUUCUUCUGUUGUCAUCAUUCAAUUCAAAGGGCCCCAAUCAGCUUGCUGUUUCUUCUGUCAUCAUUGGUUUCCUUUCUCUAUUAGUCGGAGAAUUGGGUCGGAGGCGCAGCCAAACAAGUCUACUGAGACUCUACAUGUUUGCAUUGUCUGUUGCAACACUGAUUUCGGUUGCAUACACUGUUGGAAGUGGCAUCUCAUUAGAGGUUAUCCUAAAUACAAGUGUCUGGGCAACAAAAAAAUUUGAACUUGUUGAGGCUGGCCAUGCCAUUAUUGGUGUGCUGGUAAAUGGCCUUGCACUUGGCACAACUGUUGCACUCGUUGGCAACAUGUCUCCUCCAAAGAGAGCUUCUUGAUCUCUGGUUUUAGUUUCUUUAUUUGUUUUAUGUACUGCAAACUUGCAAUUUUGACAAUUGUAUUACUUCAUAGAGUAGACAUUUUACUAAUGAAGAUGUGGUAAAUUAACGUGA